Messenger RNA from Babesia ovata, 6696 nucleotides. Its product is annotated as CCR4-NOT transcription complex subunit 1. Gene Ontology annotation, biological process: nuclear-transcribed mRNA catabolic process, deadenylation-dependent decay. Gene Ontology annotation, molecular function: molecular adaptor activity. The record is from RefSeq and is a predicted model, not a curated record. Bases 1 to 6696 code for a protein of 2231 amino acids. The transcript has 2 exons. NCBI's taxonomy places the organism in Eukaryota, Apicomplexa, Aconoidasida, Piroplasmida, Babesiidae. Gene Ontology annotation, cellular component: P-body; CCR4-NOT core complex.
AUGCGGGCAACUACUAAGCUACCGAUGACGCAUGGAGGACAAAAAGUCCAAGCUUCGCAUACUGGCCAAGCACGUCAGGAUGCCAGCACAUGCGUGUCCGCCCAGACGAAGGAAAGGCUGAUUGCCAUCUGCCCAUCUUCGAGGCAGGCGGCGGUGCGCCAAAUUCUAGAGGAUGCGCCGGAAAAGGUCACUUGCAAGGAGUUUGUUCAAUGCAUAGAUGGGGUAUACAAUGAGAUAUCGCAAGUUACAAAUGUUACUGCGGAGGCUUCGGCCUCCUCGGCGGAUAUCGCAGACACCGUUCUAUCGGCUGUCGCCCCUACGGGCACCGAGAUCAAUGAGCUGGCAGCCCUCAUUUACAUCGCAGUAUACAGUGCCCGGGAGUCUUUGCGCACUUAUGGAGAACAAAGGCUGUUUCACUACGUAUUCGACCUCGAGGCGGACCUAAAGCUGCUGCCAAGGGUGGGAUGUGCGCGGCUUUUCAUAAUGGUACUUAUGAGGACGAAGAACCUCCUGGUCAGCACUAACGUGAGGGACAUCGAAUUGCGCAUCAACAACGCUGCCUCUGUAGCCAUAGAGAUACUAACGCGCGAUGAGGAGACGCCUCCCUCGGGAAGGAAAGACAAAAAUGACAUCUUCAAUAACAUCACGAAUCUGAAACUGGAGACCAGGAGUAUGAAGAAGUUGCUCAAUAAGGCGCAGUGGGAUGUCCUUUGCUCUGAUCUCCGGUUCUAUGCGCCGCAACCCCCUCCCAAGCAGCUCUCCAGAUUUGUAAGCAGCCUCAGACGCGCAUGCGAAUACGUGGCGUUCAAUACAGAUAUGGAUGAGCAGGCGGAUUACGUGCAUCUCAUAACCAGGAGCUUUCUAAACACGAAGUUCCAGGUGGAUCUUCUGCUGCACUUCGUCGAGAACAUCGCAUCGCAACACCACGUGCACACGACGCAUGGUAAUCACCGCGAACAGUUCGAAAAAGUCGUUCCGGGUUAUAGCAAGGCGCUGGUGGACUCCGUCGCCUGGGCCAUUGACACCGACGUGCUCUGUCGGUUACUUGCGCUGCUAUACAACAGGCUGCAUGUUGCACAGUUUAAGGUGCUCAUUCAACAAAUUUUGAGGGACGCAAGUCAGGCUGCAAAUGGCCACGUUCUCGCAAAGGCUAUAAUGUAUGCGCUCACCACAUUGUGGAUAAGGGACCACGACCUGCUCUCCAACCGAGAGGAUGUCAUACAGGUCAGACUUGCCACGCUCAAUCCCCUUUUCUGGUAUUGCUAUGAACUCUGUCUACAGCAGUUCGUUUCCAGCGAUGAACUCAUAAUGGAAAUACGGCAACUGGGAGGAGAAUCCAUCCACGGCAAGAAGUUUGGCAAACUCUUCGAAUUCAUGGGCGAAAUGGCUAAAUCUCUACGGGGCGAGUACAUCAUAUUGGCCAUUAUGGAAGUAAUGCGGUACGUCAGGUAUAACGUGCACGUGCUGUCGUUCAUGAUGAACCUCUUCCAUGCGAUACUCCUUGAUGUGUUCAAAAGUACGCAAGUCAACUUCAGCAAGGGUAUUCUGGAAAUCGUCUGUUUUUGCCGGCAGAAUUUCGAUUGGGGAUUCAUGACAAUGCUCAUUUAUAGUGUGGAUGCUAUAAUGAGCUCAGAAUUAGGACCUGAAAACGAAUAUGACGGUCGAAAAGAUGUGGCAAAGGACGUGCUGGCGGGAGGGUUUAUUGAUUACUUGCGCUGGAAGAUACAGCAGAUGCGAGAAUUCACGCCUGAAGGAGAUGUUGCACAAAAAAUAUUCGUACCGAGUUGCAACGUUGUCGCUGAGCUGUUCUGCAUACUGAACCACACCAUAGGAACGUGCGACGAACUCCUCGACCUGUUCCAGACAUACGAUACCGAGUACAAGGCGCUGAACCAUUACAAUGUGCUGUUGAUGCCGCUAUAUAAAGCGCUGGAAGUUCGGGCUAAUGCCGAGCUCUGCGAGACCGAUGAUACGGUAAAUGGGGUGCCAAAUCACACCCCGGUCACGCAAGCGGCCGACAGCAGGGAAACGGAGGGAGACACGAAAGGUGUAGAAGGGGACAUAUACGGCUACCUAAUGCUCAGCGAGGAUAUGGAGACUACAACUUCGCAGGUUGUUGACAUAAUUUUGUCGUGCAAGCUACAUCAAAACAUCCUUAAUGCAGUGUCUUUACUCAAUGCCGACGCCGAGUCGCUCCGAUCGCAAACAAUACUCGAUGUGCUGCUGCGCAAAUAUAUCAACAGGCUUGUCGCGGUCCUCAAUCUGUCUGUCCCUCCGGAUUUUUGCCUUCAUGCGGUAACGGCGUUCGAUGAAGAGGGCUUGGGAGUAGCGCCCCGGCUCACCAUGCUUGCGAAAUUCACCGGCCAGCUCUUGAAAAUGCGCCUUGGUCCCACGCAAUGUGACUCAGUGUACAUUCUGUUUCGCAUUAUAAUGGAAGCGUUCAGACGCAACAAGGUGUUUUUACUGGAGUUUGCUAUCGAGGCCUUCGGCGCAAUGGGAAACGUCCUCUGCUACCCAGCGUUUACAAGACUUCUCGUUAACGAAGAAAGGUUCUGCAAACUGUAUCCACAAUUCGUCUCACAAGUGAGGAAUGCGCUCAACGACGUAGAUGCGGAGGUUUUUGAGAUAAACCCGGACCAAAUUGGUUCUAUGGUUUUCGAAGAAACGCGUUGCUUAAAGAACGCCGUGGAUACAAAGGGUCGCGGAAAUACGGGGUUGAUGAUACUCAAGCAAAGCUCGGCGUCUGGACACGAAUUGGAACUCGACGCCGAUAGCAGCAGCGUUGCUCCGAGCAGCGCGAGUAUGGUGUUCUCAAUCGUCAACCUCGCGGCGAAUGUGCAGUACAAACAGGUUGCUAUUGACGCUACGUGGUACCAAGAGCAAAUAUCGUUGAACACCAACAACGUAACGCUGGAUGACCUGUUGGCUAUGCUCAACAUCGACUUCCAGGCGCCCACAAAUGCGCUAGAAAUCAUGUCUAUUAUGGAAAUAUCUCUGAGCAACAAAAACUUCAUUACGCACGUGGAGCAACUCGUCACCAAAGGAUACGUUGACUGGUUACUAUUCGUCAUAUACAGGUAUGUGCUCAUGCGAGGGUACACCCACUUCCGCGAUUGCAUCGUUUUCAUGGCGACAUUGGGCGGCACGCGCAUGGUGGACGCCAUGGUGAAGUUCACGGCGCACUGCCUCAACAUAUUUCUCAAAUACCUUCGGUCGUGCCGAGGAAACGCCGUAUAUCACAAAUUGUUGAGCGUCAGCUGCGGGUGGUUGGGAGCGAUUACGUUGGGACGCAACAAACCGCUGCUGACCAAACAUCUGGACCUCAAGUACCUCAUCAUCUAUGCCUACCAGAAUGGUCUGUUGGGCGUGAUCUUGCCGGCGGUAUGCAAGCUUAUGUUGAACGUCAAGUCGUCGAAGAUAUUUAAACUUCCAAACCCGUGGACAAGCUCACUGCUCAAUCUGCUGGCAGACAUUAACAUGUCGAGCGGGCUGAAGUCGACGCUUCAGUUCGACUUGUCGCUGCUAUUCAAGAACCUCGAUUUUGUGCCCGGACCCAGGUCCGUACACAGUGUCAUUAAGGAGGUGCCCAUAUCCGAUAUGGAUCGCAGUCCGAAGCUGGGAAGCAGCAUAUGGUCGACCGUUUCGCCGAAUGCAGGGGGGUUAGGCAUGCUCAAAUCGCAGUUAGAUUUCCAGGUACCACCUGUCACACAAGAGGUCAGAACGCUCCUCCAACGGAAAAUCGUGCUCAACCCCAAGGUGUCGUCUUUGAACACGAAGUGGCCGUGGGUUGAUAUGAUAUUGAGUGCCAUCGAAUCCUGCUACAUGGAAUCUUCUGAGCUCAUUAAAAGAACCAUGAUGACAUGCAUAGCCACUACGAGGAGCAUAUUCAUUACGGACUUUGCGACGAGGAAGCGUGAACUCAUGGAGAUUAACCCAGAAGUUUUGAAAAUGAGUGCCACGGCAAUGGCUAGUGGGCUAACGACAAGCUUGAUCAUGGCAAACGGCAGGGAGCAGCUGUGCAACCUAAUGAGCCUCAGACUGCACAUGCAGAUACUUUCGGUCCUCUCCAUGGAACCCUCAAAUGGGGAUAACGCGCUUACAAAUAAUCUCGAACAGGUGAGUGGGUGCCUUGCCAAGGAUAACCUGGGCCUCGUAUGCGCACUGGUUGAGCAGGCCACGCUUGAGCUGAUAACAGGAUAUAUAGCGGCUUCUAUCGGUGAGUGGGUCACUGCCAUAGGGAAGGAGAGCAUGAGUUUGCCUCCAGACCCAAUGAUCGGUCUCCAGGCUAACAACGGCUUGGAGGCUUACAAGCGAUUUGGGGGGUUGGUGCCCUUCACCAUGACGCGUUUGCAAAAAGAAAAGCAACAUGGGUCGCCGCAACAGGGGCCCUAUGGCGGCAUGAUGGGCGGACAACUUCCAAAUUUCAAUAUUGGCUCUUGCAGCCCACCAACCACGGAUGCUGCAGGUUCUCUGUACGGGGUUACGCCUAGGGGAGCGGUUCCUGGAUAUAGGUUGCCGGAUUUCAUGAUUAUCCCGCCCAUAGACAACCUGCCGACGUCACUGAUAUCUUGUAAAGUCGAUGAAUUCGAACACCGCGUUAAGGAAGCUGCCAAGCAUAUCUUGAUGCACCCGCCUACCAUACCGCUGCUGAAUAGCAAGUACAUGUAUACGACGGACUCUUCAACCUUGCUGCUGCUGUCGUGUCUCCCCCGGAAUCACACGUUGUUCACGUUACUCUGGUCGAUGGACUACAUGUUUCAGCACGCGGCAAACCAGGCUGAAUGUGUGGAGGCACUCAUCAAAAAGGUGUUGAAGACUUCCAAGGAAAAUACGAAGGGCCUUGAUGUUGUAUCAAUUAUGCAGGAAGUCGAGUACUCGCUGCUGGAGAUGCUCAGUGUCGGAUGCCCACUGCUGAUUGAAAUUGUCACCAACCUCAUUCCAACACUCGGCCCUGCCAGGUUGUGUCAGUUUGUCAGGCACCGGAUACUCAAGAUUCCAACUGUUGAUAGGUUCAUUAGCACUGGCAUGGAUACGGAGACCCUGUGCAGAACACUGCAUAAGCUCGUAUUGGACGGUCAGUGGCUAGGAGCCGGCGAUCUGCCGAUGAGCAUGAACAAGUUGGCGUCUCUUGAUCCGUCUGGGAUGGUGACAAUCCACUUAUCGGCAGGUCCCGUUACGCUGGACCACGGUGAAUUACAUCGAAGAUUGAUGUCGCAUUCUGCACUCACGGCGUUCGGUACAGAGGUGGAUAAUAGGGGCAUUAUCGCACACUACGCAACAGGAAAGGACAGAAUGAUGGCUCCAGGCAUGAUGUCUGUUGCAUCUGGGUCCGGACUAACUUUGCAGCCUGGUCUUCAGACGGCGGCUGGUAUGUCGAGCGGCCUUAGAUCUGGUAAUCCGGAGUCGCGUUUGCGUUCCCUACGGCAGCUGGUGCUUGAUAAGUCAAUUAUCAGGAACAAGAUGGUGAUAAAACUGUGCGAAAUACCAGGGAAGGAAAGGUAUCUUCAGAUAUUCAAGGAAUACCUGAUGAUCAUGGAGAGUGAUCCGACGCCAUUCUAUCAGAAUUUCAACGAGCACCCUCCCGAUGCGUUCCUGACCUGUACGCUGCUGUGCGCUUUACAGAUGACAUUCGAACCCCAAGGAACAGAAAUGAAGGGUGACAGGCUGCCGCAAAUCUGUCACGACUCGCCCGUCUGGACGUACUGUGACGGAUGGUCCACUAUGGUUGCUGGACUCUCACGCAAUGAGAGUUUUAUGCUGCACAAGGCGUUGCACCUGAUGCUCGGGAUGAUGCAACACGGGGUGGGCUUCAUAUGUUUCGAAAGGAUGUUGAUCGGGCUAAUCAAUGAGCUGGAGAACGAUCUGGUGCCGCUCAUAUCUAUCGGACACUUCCUCACUCUCUGCGGGCCUUCGGAAAUACCCGAAUUCGGUUCACACUGGAUCAACAUCAUCACUCGCAAGCAGUUCGCGCAGCAGAUCAUACAGAACCCGAACGAGUGGCCCCUAUAUCACCACCUGCUUGUCGAGGCGCUCACAUCUCCACACUCCAAGACACCGUGUAUCAGCUUCAUUCUGGUCACACUCAUGCAGAAGGUGCCUGAAUUCCUAUGUGGUUAUUAUCUGAGCUUGUGUGACGUGGUGCCUCCACGAGCGAUGCAACUGCGAAACCUGCUAACGUCCGCCGUGCCCAGGAGCCUAAAACUCCCCAACCCAAUCAGUAUGGAUGACCACAUGGACAUACCGUCGCUCAACUUCACGAACCACAUCAUCACUGUUGUGAAAGCGGGGGGCCUAAAGGUGGCCACCGACAUGUUCGUGCAUGAUCCAAGCGAAGCAUUGUUGCCGGUGGCGAGACACAUGCUGCUCAGCUGCAUGACCAACCACCUGCGUUACCCGAAUGUCACCACGUUCGCUUUUAUCGCAUUCAUGCUCCGGCUAUUCAAAAACGGCGACCAACCGAUGCAGGAGCAGAUCACCCUCGCCAUCCUUGAGCGAUUGCUCAUAAGCCGACCGCACCCCUGGGGCGUCCUGCACCUGCUCUUCCAGCUGGUCAAGGACCCGAAGUACGACUUCUGGAAUCGCAUCCAGGCGGCUCCAGAGGUGGAGAAGCACAUUCGCAGAAUCAUACAGAGCUGCCUGAACACGAAGCCUGGACAGCACUCCAAGCCCAGCAGCGCCAGCGAACUCGUCAAUUAG